AUGCAAAUGUUCGGACCCCAAGUUCCUCAGAGAACAAACAGCAGCAUCAACAGCAGCAGCAGCAGCAGCAUCAUUGCCGGCGGGCAUGCGUUUCACGCGCAUAGCAUGCACUUGCUGCGUGGGCCGGCUGCUUCAUCAACAGCAGCAGCAGCAGCAGCUGCUGCUGCUGCUGCAGCGCGGAGCAGCAGCUCCCACCAGUAUCAGCUGCUCUCCAGAGCCAACACCAUUGGAGGGCUUCCUUCGCAGCAGCAGGCCGCGCUGCAGUUGAUGUACCAACAGCCAGCCCGUCUAGGCACUCUACAGGCUACACCACAGCAGCAGCAGCAGCAGCAGCAGCAGCAGCAGCAGCAGCAGAUGCAGGGCAGCAGAGUAGAGGAGUGCAGCGCCAGCGGCAGCCUUCGAACACUGCCCCUCAGCAGCAGCAAAUUCAGCCGCCCCCCGUCUCUCGUGAUGCCUGCAGCAGCAGCAGGUAAGCAGCAGCACAAACCCCAUACAUUUUUUUCUCGCUGCAGCAGAGGCGAUAGAUAA
Eimeria mitis is the source of this 528-nucleotide messenger RNA. RefSeq lists its product as uncharacterized. The coding region runs from base 1 to 528 and encodes 175 amino acids. The transcript has a single exon. The record is from RefSeq and is a predicted model, not a curated record. Lineage: Eukaryota; Apicomplexa; Conoidasida; Eucoccidiorida; Eimeriidae.